Thunnus maccoyii (southern bluefin tuna) is the source of this 2597-nucleotide messenger RNA. Its product is annotated as glutamine-rich protein 2-like. The record is from RefSeq and is a predicted model, not a curated record. The transcript is spliced from 2 exons. Bases 37 to 1194 code for a protein of 385 amino acids. Lineage: Eukaryota; Metazoa; Chordata; Actinopteri; Scombriformes; Scombridae.
AUCAGGACUGGUCAGGAUGGAUCAGGACAGGGCGGGAUGGGUCAGGACUUGUCGAGACGGAUCAGGACAGAUCAGGAGGGGUCGGGACGGAUCGGGACGGAUCAGGACAGAUCAGAACGGAUCAGGAGGGGUCGGGACGGAUCGGGACAGAUCAGGACAGAUCAGAACAGAUCAGGAGGGGUUGGGAUGGAUCAGGACUUUUCAGGACUGGUCAGGACGGGUCAGGACUGGUCGGGACAGGUCAGGACUUUUCAGGACUGGUCAGGACAGGUCAGGACUGGUCAGGACGGAUCAGAACGGAUCAGGAGGGGUCAGGAUGGAUCAGGACGGGUCAGGACUUUUCAGGACAGGUCAGGACUGGUCAGGACUGGUCAGGACAGAUCAGAGCAGAUCAGGAGGGGUUGGGAUGGAUCAGGACGGGUCAGGACUUGUCAGGAUGGACCAGGACAGAUCAGGAGGGGUCGGGACAGAUCAGGACUUGUCGGGUCGGAUCAGGACGGGUCAGGACUUAUCGGAUUGAGUCAGGACUGGUCAGGAUGGAUCAGGAUGGAUCAGGACAUGUCAGGAUGGGUCAGGACUGGUCAGGACGGGUCAGGACGGAUCAGGACUGGUCAGGACUUUUCAGGAUGGAUCAGGACGGAUCAGGACUGGUCAGGACUGGUCAGGACUGGUCGGGACGGGUCAGGAGUUGUUGGGACGGGUCAGGACUGGUCAGGACAGGUCAGGACGGAUCAGGACUUUUCAGGACAGGUCAGGACGGCUCAGGACAUAUCAGGACUGGUCAGGAUGGAUCAGGACAGGGCAGGAUGGGUCAGGACUUGUCGAGAUGGAUCAGGACUUUUCAGGACGGGUCAGGACGGCUCAGGACAGGUCAGGACGGGUCAGGACAUAUCAGGACUGGUCAGGAUGGAUCAGGACAGGGCGGGAUGGGUCAGGACUUGUCGAGAUGGAUCAGGAUGGAUCAGGAUGGAUGAGGACUGGUCAGGACGGGUCAGGACUUGUUGGGAUGGGUCAGGACGGGUCAGGACUGGUCAGGACAGAUCAGGACGGAUCAGGACUGGUCGGGACAGAUCAGGACUUGUCAGGAUGGAUCAGAACGGAUCGGGACGGAUCAGGACAGAUCGGAUCAUGUCAAGACGUGUCAGGACGUGUCAGGACUGGUCAGGACUUUUCAGGAUGGAUCAGGACAGAUAAGGACGGGUCAGGAUGGGUCAGGACUGGUCAGGACAGGUCAGGAUGGAUCAGGAUGGAUCAGAACUGGUCAGGAUGGCUCAGGACGACUCAGGACUGGUCAGGAUGGAUCAGGGUUGGUCAGGAUGGAUCAGGACGGGUCAGGACGGAUCAGGAGGGGUCAGGACAGGUCAGGACGGGUCAGGACAGAUCAGGAGGGGUCAGGACAGGUCAGGACGGGUCAGGACUGGUCCCCCCCCCCCAACCCAGACAGUUUGUGAGUCUUCAGUCAGCAGGAGUGUGCACAAAAAAUAUAUGAAAUCCAAUCCAAUCAAAUCAAAUAAAUAAAAAAAAGACACCAGAUAAAAUAUACAAGGGGAACAGACAUAAGAGACAAAUUAAAGCAUGAAAUAUCACAUGCUACCUAAAUGCCUGUUGGUGGUUUUUAGCUGCUUUUUAAGAGUCCACAGUGUCAAGAGACCUCCAGCUUAUUGGGAGGCUAUUCCAAAGCUCAGCUGCUGCUGACUGGAGAAUCUGAUCUCCCCGAGUCCUAAAACAUGCCUGAAGUACACUUAGAGUCGUGUAGAGCUCUAUAAGUGAGCACCAAAACUUUAAAAUGAAUUCUAAGAUGAACUGGAAGCCAGUGCAGUGAGGUUAAAAUAGGAGUAAUAUGUGACCAUCCGUUGGACCGUCUUAAGAGCCUCGCAGCAACAUUUUGGGCAGUUUGUAGGUGGUUUAUGGAAGAUUUAUAAACGCUUAAGUAAGUAAAAAGAGAACCACAGCAGCUCAAACAUGAUUAGAUAAAAGCAUGUAUUAACAUCCCCAUUUCAUUUCUUGACACAGCAGACCUGAGUUUGGCUGUUUCUCAGGUGAAAGAAACAUGAUCAAAUCAGCGUCUUAAUGUGAGCAUCAAACCUCAUGAACUGGUCAAAAAUCAGACCGAGAAGAUGAGGAUGAGGCAUUGAGGUUCUGCCUGAUCCAUGAGAGAAGAUUAUCAAGACCAAGCAUCAAGACUUCAGGUUUAUCUGCAUUUAACUGCAGAAAAUUAUUUGCCAUUAUUAUUUACCAAAUUAUUAUUGAUGAAUUAUAAUUAUUUGCCAUCCAUCACACAUCAACUUUGAUGUAUUUUGCUUCCUUUAGUUCUGUCUAGUCUUUCACAUCUAUCAGAUGUUAGUGUUACUCAGUAACAUUUAGAUUAAUGUCUGAAUCUUACAUUAAUGUCAUUCAGGUGUCACUGAAUGUAAAACAUCAGUACUGAUGUGUGUCAGAUUCUGCAGCAGAAACCAGAAGUGUGUCUUUAAACUGAGACAGUGACGUGUGCAUUUACCGAGCAGAAACCUCCAGGACUGACGCAUGAAGUUAACAUGAAGCAGGAGACUGCAGUUCCUUGAACAGCCACUUGAGGCUCCAAAAGUGAGUCAGUCCCC